AUGUCUCAGAAUGGUUUGCCAGAGUCAAACACACCAGACACAGAAAUGAGCCAGCCAGUACCCACAGAAAAUACCCCAGCAGAUGAUGUAAAAGAUGAGACUGAGGUUAAAGCAGAACUAUUGAAAGGGAACAUUGAAGACAAAAACAGCCAGUCUCAGAAAUUGCAGCCAGGAGAG
Molecule: messenger RNA, 177 nt
Organism: Candidula unifasciata
Lineage: Eukaryota; Metazoa; Mollusca; Gastropoda; Stylommatophora; Geomitridae
Source: the annotation of a GenBank genome assembly